This is a messenger RNA of Aricia agestis (brown argus), 3033 nucleotides long. RefSeq names its product interferon-related developmental regulator 1 (gene Ifrd1). The transcript has 9 exons. The coding region runs from base 262 to 1512 and encodes 416 amino acids. NCBI's taxonomy places the organism in Eukaryota, Metazoa, Arthropoda, Insecta, Lepidoptera, Lycaenidae. The record is from RefSeq and is a predicted model, not a curated record.
UGUUUGACAGAACGCAUUGCGCAAAUCAGCGGAGUCGUGUGUGCAUGAUACGCGGUUAAACAUGUUAAAAAGUUUUUCUGAAAUUUUAGUUUUAUGUUACAUUUGGUGCCCAAAUUGUUCUAUAAGAACUGAAAUAUUAAGUUUUUCUCCUUCUUGAUUAAGUGAGAAACAAAUUAGUAAAUUUUUGUAGUGAAUAAUUAUAUAGUUUUAGAAGGUUUUAGCAUUAUUUUAAGUCAACUCAGUUCUACGAGCUCCUUCACCAUGCCUAAAGGAAAGAAAAAAGGAAAAUCAGAUCACAGAAGAACCGAAGUGGUCUACUCAUCAGACGAAGAUGCAGGAAUUGAUAUGACAACUGACAAUCUGUCUGAGACAUCUGGACAGUCAGAUCUCAGGAGUAACCAUGAUGAAGCAGAGAGCGAGAUGCAGGAGAAGUUCGAGGAGAAAGUGAUGGAGGUGAUCGACGGUCUCGGCGCGAAGUCGGCGGCGGCGCGGGCGGGCGCGCUCACGUCGCUGCGCACCGCGCUCACGCGCCGCCAUCUCGGUUCCCUGCUGUGCUCCCACCGCGCCACGCUCGCCGACCACGUCGCGCGCGCGCUCAAACGCGGCAAGGACGUUGAACGCCGCGCUGCCGCCGCCAUAGCACCGCUACUGGCCCUGCAGAUCGGCGACGAGGGCACAGAGGAAUACAUAAGCGAGGUGCGGCCGGCGCUGUUCGCGCUCGCCACAGACAAGUCCGCCUCGCUCGACACGCGCGCUGAGUGUUGUUCGUCUCUGGCGGUGCUGUGUUAUCUCCUGGAGGAAGAUCUAUCCAUCAUCAUGGACGUGAUGAACAUGUAUGAGACCAUAUUCAGUGGCAGCUAUCUGAAGGGUGACGGUAGCGUGAAGGUGUGCGGCGACGCGGUGGAGUGCGGCGGGUGGCACGCGGCCGCGCUCGACGGCUGGGCGCUGCUGCUGCCGCUCGCGCCGGCUGUGCCCAGCGUGGCGCGUAUGGCGGGGUUACUACACGCGCCCAGUCUAGAGGUGCGCAUGUCAGCGGGCACGGCGCUGGCGGUGGCAGCGGAGGCGCUCGACAGCGACGGCGACGAGCCGCUCGACGCGGAGCUGCUCGCCGCGCUGCGAGCGCUCGCCAGCGACUCGCACAAGUACCGCGCUAAACGCGACCGCAAACUGCAGCGGGCGACAUUCCGCGACAUACUCAAAUAUUUUGAGGACGACGAAGUUCCCGAGCUGCGCGUGCGAGUGGGCGGGGAAUGCGUCGUAUGCGACACGUGGUCGUCGCGCUGCGCUUACGAGGCGCUCGCGGCGGCGCUCGGUGGUGCGUUGUACACGCUCGCGCCGCACUCGCCCACGCUGCGUGCAGCGCUCGAGCUGCCCCCCGCGCCCGCUUGCGCCGCGCCACAACGGAAACUCAACAAGCUGCAGCGGCACUUACAAAACACGGCGGCGUGCAAGGCGCGAACCGUCGCGCGGAACAAGAGUCGCGACAAGCGGUCAGCGGCGCUCUCCAUGUAAAGAUCGACUACUGACGUCACGCCUUAGGGCUCGGCCACACGACGAUAUAAAGGCUCGGCCACACGCACAGCACUCUAGCGCACUCUUUCCACGGCUGAUUGAACAGCGAUUGACUUAUAAACUAGCAGCCCAUAGGGGUAAAUGUAGACCCCCAUUUAUCGACCAUACACUUAGGCCUUAUCCGCAUAGUACCUCAUACUUACGAAUAGUCUGUUACAGCGUUUUGAGAGUAGAAUGAAUGGGCUGUGUGUGAUUAAAUGAUUGAGAUCAUAACGAAUAUACGUCGUCGUGGACAGUCGUACCCCGCAUGCACACUACCCGCACACGUCUGUAAAAACUUGUUUCGGUUUCUAUCAUUAUUUCCUGUGUAUAUAAUUUGUUAAUAUUUUAUUGAUAAAAUUUUGAUAAAUUUUUGUGAACAUUUGCGAGCUGAUUACGUAUGUAAUAAUUCAGUUUUAAAUAAAAUGUCCACUGCAAAAGGUUACUAACAAACAUGUUUUCCAUGUUAGUGAAUUGAAAACUUUUGUAAGUAGUUGUGAACGCUAGCAACAUAGACUUAGAUGUAGUACCAAAGAAUGAUCUAGAAUUCAGAUGAAGAUUUUAGGCCUAGCUCGUGUAACUCGCUGGAUAAUUACUUCAAAAUUACCGACUACACGCCAUCUAGUGCCGAUUGCAAAAACUAACAAAUUCAUGUUUAUCUUGAGCAAAAGCAAUAAGUCUUUGGACACAUCUCACUAUAUUUUACAGGCAAAAAUGGGACUGGAGUUGACAUAUUUAAUAUAUUAUAUUUUUUACAUUUAACAAAUCCACUUUUAUUGAAGAAAUAAUAUUACAUUUUUAUUCUUACUCUCAACUUGAUCAUGAAUGUUUGUCUGAUAUUUUUAAUGAUUGAGAUUCAAUUAUAGAUUUUCCUAGAUGAAAUCCCAAGCGGUUUUGUCCUCUCAAUAAGCGUUCUCAGACGCGAUAUAGGAUCUCAUUGACGCUCACAAACCUACUGCCUUUGUUAUAUUUUAAUGUUUAUAUUGACAUUUUUGCUUUUACUAAUAAAGUCCAAUUGCUAGUAUGUAGUAGGUAAAAUAUGAUAUAGGGUUUGGGAACUCCUCACAAUUUCCAAGUUCCGGGACUAAAGACGAGAGAUUUUGGUAAACGUUUUGAUUAAUAUGUUGUUACAAGGCCACCAGAAUUUGCGAAAAUUCAGCAAAAAUUGUAUAACAAUGGACAGACACUGCCCUUAAUAUUUGGAUAUAAACUUCCCAGCACCUGUUUUACGUUUUUUAAGCUUAAAAUUUCUCGAGACAUCAAGGGACCCAAACCCUAAAAUUUUGAUAAAUAUCAAGUUUGGAGUAAGGAAAUUAUUUUCUGGUUGAUAUAUUACGGUUUUUAUUUAAUGUGCAUUCGUUUAGUUACGUUUAGAUUAUGUUGUUUCUCUGUAAAUAUUAUUUUGAUUUGUUGGAUUGCGGCCCGGAUUUGUACUUUAACUAGGCUAGUGACAAAGUGUUGAAAUAAUAUUUAUUACGAGAA